AUGAAUCGAGAACUCGAGGAAACUUCUUAAAACCAAGAAAAUAAAAUUUCAAAAGAUGAAGAUGAAAAGAAGUUCAAAUUACUUAAAGAGCAUUUUAGAGUUUAAUUCAAAGAAUCAUAUAAAUAUAUAGGUUUUAAUUUACUUUUCAGUUUUGGAAAGUACUUAGUUUGUUUUUAUAGUUUAUAGCAACGUGAUCAACAAUGCGAUGUUAAUCCAUUAUUUGUUUGGUUGACGAUUGUUGGCAUGUAUGAAUUUUUCAAUUCGAUCAGGUAUUUGGCUGUGCUAUAUUCAUUAUAAAUGAAUUCAAAAGAUAUCUUCUUAUUGGUCAUGGCAGAGAUGUUGACAAAGGAUUCUGAAGAAUAAAUGAAUCUCUAAGGAAUGGAAGAAAAAAAUAAGUAAAAAAAUAAUUCUAAAAUAAACUUUAGACGAAAUCAAAUAAAAACUCUGAUCAAAAUGAAAUUAUCAACGAGAGACAUAAGAUAAGAAGAAUUAAUAGCUGAACCACCAUUUACUCAAUAUGAAAUAAUACACUAAGCAGAGGCUUUGAAUAAAUACACUCGUCUUAUGAAAGUCUACAAUUAAUUCAUUUUCUACCUUAUAUUUACAGGAGGUAAUAUUGCAUACUUCCAAUCAGAUUCCAAUGAUUGUGAUGAUAGUUUAAACAAUGUUACCUUUGUUCUACUUCUGAUAGGGUAUUUGUUUUCUGCUUUUCUGAUUAUUGGAUUUGGAUUGGCCAUAAUAUCAAUGGCCUUAUACAUGCCUAUUAUCCUCUUUCUAUUUAUAUUUAAAACUAUAGGUAAAAUUUUCAAGAGACUUCAAACAAAAAAUAAGUUCAAAAAAAUGAAAAAGUUUUAAUACAAAAGUGGUCCUGAGUUCUCAGCCAUCUAACAAUGCAAUAUUUGUAUGUGCGAUUAUGAAGAUAAUGAUUUAAUUGUACAAUUACCAUGCAGUGUUAAACAUCAUUUCCAUGAUCAUUGUCUUCAACAAUGGGUUAUUAUUAAAUAGUAAUGUCCCGUUUGUCGUAAAUUAAUUUGA
Molecule: messenger RNA, 1035 nt
Organism: Paramecium tetraurelia
Lineage: Eukaryota; Ciliophora; Oligohymenophorea; Peniculida; Parameciidae
Exons: 6
Molecular function (GO): zinc ion binding
Source: RefSeq, a predicted model, not a curated record